CUUUUACUUCCUGCUGUGUUCACAGAGGGGAUUCAACAUCUGCUGAAGCCACCAAGGCACUGGAUCCAGCCACUUCUCCGCAGGUCCAGACAACAUGACGCCUGCGCUUUUCUUCCUUUACGUCUUGGGGACUGCAGCUGCGAUUCCGACGAAUGCAAGGUUUCUCUCUGGUCAUGUCAACCCAACGACCGCAGCAUUGGUGACACCCGACGAUGCGGCAGCCCCCAGUGCCGGGGUUGAAGCUGCAGCAGACAUAGGACGCCACGCCAACGAUAAGGCUGAACAGCCUUCAGCACUGAAGUCAGAAGAGGAGAACCAUGAACAGUCAACAGAACAGGACAAAGCCUACAGCCUCGAGGAGGAUCUCAAGGAUGAGGAGGACGCGGAGGGCGAUUUAAGCGUUAAUUUGGACUAUUCACCGACAGAAGGAGCGAUCGAUGCACAAGACGGUACAAGUGAGCCUCCUCAACAGGAGAAGCUCCCAGAGAGCACCGAUUUCCCUGAGGUUGCGUCUACUUCCUCUGUGGAUUCCAACCGACAGGCAAAUGUCACAAAGGGGGAGGGAAGCCAAGAGCAAUCUGAAGGGGACGCGAACCAGCAACUGAACAAGAACAACCAGCAUAACCAAGACUUAAUGGACGAAGAAAGUCCAGAACAAGAUCCAGGUGCUCCCGAUGAAGAAGAGGAAGAAGAGGAGGAGGAGCCAGGAGACGUUGGUGCUCCCGGUGAUAACCAGGAAAGGGAAAAAGAACCUCCCGAGGAGCAGCCUAUCAGCAAGCAGGAGGGGAACAGUGACCAAUCUGAUGAUCCCUUAGAAGAGUCCAGUCAACCAACUCAAUUAAGCAAGAGAGAGAAAAAUGGGUUUGAGCAAGGAAAUGAAGAGCAAGAAGGUAACUCCAAUGCAGAAGGGGAGGACAAGACGGCAAGCAGUGCAAAGCACAUUCAGCGUACAGAGUGGCAGGGCCAAGAAGGAAAAGCUGUCCUCGAUGCUACUGGUAGCCAAAAGGACGAGGAUGAAAAGACAGUUUCCGCAGAACCUACCGACGGUGUUGCCAUCCUGGCCAGUUAUGAUGGCAGCAAGGAUGACGCUAAGCAUGGUACAAGUGAUGACUAUUUCAUCCCAAGCCAGGAGCUCCUGGAGGCUGGGAAAGCGGAUCCCCUUUCCUAUUACCUCAAACGUGCUGAGCAAGCAACGGAUGAGAAUGAGAAAGUAGACAAGAGUGAGGCUGAAGACAACCAAAGGGCCAAGAAAGCAGAGAGCUCGCCAAAUGUUGAAACUUCAGAUGAGGGCAACUCGAGGGGGCACAGUGCUGAUUCCUGCGUGAACUUCCAGUGUAAAAGGGGACACACUUGCGAAGCAGAUCAGCAGGGGAAACCCCACUGUGUUUGCCAAGACCCAGAGACCUGCCCCCCUGCAAAAAUCCUCGACCAAGUUUGUGGCACCGACAACCAGACCUAUGCCAGCUCCUGCCAUCUGUUUGCUACCAAGUGCCAGCUGGAAGGGACCAAGAAGGGGCACCAACUACAGCUGGACUACUUUGGAGCCUGCAAAUCUAUUCCUGCUUGUACGGACUUUGAAGUGGCUCAGUUUCCCCUGCGGAUGAGAGACUGGCUCAAAAAUAUCCUGAUGCAGCUCUACGAAUCGAAUCCCAAACAUGACGGUUAUCUAAAUGAAAAGCAGAGAAGCAAAGUCAAGAAAAUUUACCUGGAUGAAAAGAGGCUCCUGGCUGGAGACCAUCCCAUCGAGCUUCUCUUGAGGGACUUUAAGAAAAACUACCACAUGUAUGUGUAUCCUGUGCACUGGCAGUUUAAUGAGCUGGACCAGCAUCCUACAGACAGAAUUCUGACGCAUUCUGAACUUGCUCCUCUGCGAGCUUCCUUGGUGCCCAUGGAGCACUGCAUAACACGCUUCUUUGAGGAGUGUGACCCCAACAAGGACAAGCACAUCACCUUGAAGGAAUGGGGCCACUGCUUUGGGAUUAAAGAAGAAGACAUAGAUGAAAACCUCCUGUUUUGAAUGAAGAUUUGAACGACCCGUGACUUCCCAUCAGCCUCUUCUUCUGCUUUAACCACCUCUGAAUCCAUGCAGCCAUGACACUAUAGAUUCAUAUUUAGCAAAAUGUUUGUUUGCAUGUAAGAGAAUACAAUGAUAGUAACUGCUUGAUGGUGAUAUGCACGUCUUGCAUGCAUUACAAUGUGCCGGGCUUUAACCUUACCUUAGGAAAUAGAACUCUAACAUUAAGUAGGGUCAGUGUCUACAGAGGACUGCACGGCCUGGGAACAGUUUAACUCACAGUAAUGUCUACUUUUAUAAUUGGCAACUGUAAAACAUGAAAAUGUGUUUGUAUUGUCCAUACACCUUAUGCAUGUUAAGGACGCGGGAAUUUGCUCUUUUGUGGUUAACAUGCUUCAUGUUCAGUAUCUUAACGUCUAAUAAAGAAUCUGUAAGCCCUCAAA
Molecule: messenger RNA, 2457 nt
Organism: Alexandromys fortis (reed vole)
Lineage: Eukaryota; Metazoa; Chordata; Mammalia; Rodentia; Cricetidae
Gene: Sparcl1
Product: SPARC like 1
Exons: 11
Coding region: 95-2017 (640 amino acids)
Biological process (GO): signal transduction; anatomical structure development
Molecular function (GO): calcium ion binding; collagen binding; protein binding
Source: RefSeq, a predicted model, not a curated record